Molecule: messenger RNA, 261 nt
Organism: Lactuca virosa
Lineage: Eukaryota; Viridiplantae; Streptophyta; Magnoliopsida; Asterales; Asteraceae
Source: the annotation of a GenBank genome assembly
AUGCUCAAAACCCAUCAGAAGGAUCCUCAAAUCAAGCAACUGUUAAAGCAGGACCAAGCUUUUAAAGCAGGUACACAUGCUGAAGAUGUUCAAGCAACUGCACAUGACCAAGCUUAUGAAGCAAGUACGCAGGCUAAAGUUGUUAUUCAAGUAACUGUAGAUUUUGAAACCACUAAGGGUGUAGAUGUUAAUAAAAUUGAAGAUCAAUUGGAAGCAGUGCAAGGGGAAGUUGCUAUACAAGAUUUAGAUGUUAAUGCUUAG